This is a messenger RNA of Archocentrus centrarchus (flier cichlid), 1010 nucleotides long. RefSeq names its product selenoprotein S-like. The transcript is spliced from 5 exons. Lineage: Eukaryota; Metazoa; Chordata; Actinopteri; Cichliformes; Cichlidae. The coding region runs from base 193 to 501 and encodes 102 amino acids. Gene Ontology annotation, cellular component: Derlin-1-VIMP complex; endoplasmic reticulum membrane; Derlin-1 retrotranslocation complex. Gene Ontology annotation, biological process: endoplasmic reticulum unfolded protein response; retrograde protein transport, ER to cytosol. The record is from RefSeq and is a predicted model, not a curated record.
GCUGGCCAACAGCCCAGGACCAUGACAGUAUUUGUUUUCUGGGUUUGUCUGGUGUGUCAGAGCAGACUGUGUCCACACAGGUUCUGCCUGUUUUUCCAGUUGCAAGCUUUCAUUUUCACUUAAUCACAUCUCGAUUGUAUCGCAGUAGGAGUCUUAACAGCUGCUACGCUAGUGGCAAGAAGACGAGAGGCCAUGGAAGCUGCCAGGAGGAAGAUGCAAGAAGAGCAUGAUGCCAAAGUAGCCAUCUUCAAAGAGAAACAGAGAUUGCAAGAAGAGGAGAAGAGGAGGCAGAAAACAGAGAUGGGGGAGAGUAUGGAGCAAGGAAAAAGUUACAAAGGAGCUGCAAAGCCCACUGAGGAGGCCUGCUCAUCUCAAACGGUGCUAAAGCCAAAGACGGACAAGAAGCGUCUUCGCAGUACAGAUUACAAUCCCCUCACUGGACAUGGAGGAGGCUCCUGUUCCUGGAGGCCUGGCAGGAGAGGGCCAUCAUCUGGUGGAUGAGGCUAAAGAAGGUUGGAGGCACUGGACUGCUGGAUCUUUUGACCUCUGACAUCCUGAUUCUCACACUGGCUGCAGGAAAUAAGCUGAUAAUGACACCUAUUCCAUGCUUUAUUAGAGUUGAGCAUGCUUCAUGCUUCUUGUGUUGAUGCCUGCAUCAUGUUUAAUUUCUCUCUGUUUAGUUUCAGCCCUCUCUGUCAUGCUGUUAAUGGAUAACUGAACUGAAAAGUAGUUGAAAGCUUGUAAUGAAGCCAUUCCUGUAAAUGGUUUAUAACCAGUAGGUUUGGCUGAUGUGUUUCACAGCCAGUGUGUGUUUUUUUUCUCAUAUAUUUUAUUUUAUGUGUUUACCAAUGUGUGCCACUAUAACUCAGAGAUAAUAUCACUGCAGCACUUCUAGGUGGUGGACAAUAUUUAAAACAUUAUGAUUACAUAGAAAAAAAUGUCAAAAUGUUAGGAGGUUCUAUUCAUUGUUAUGCAUGUUUUUUAUGCAAUAAAGAAUAAAGUCCCCAGGA